Argiope bruennichi is the source of this 1404-nucleotide messenger RNA. RefSeq names its product gastrula zinc finger protein XlCGF57.1-like. Gene Ontology annotation, molecular function: RNA polymerase II cis-regulatory region sequence-specific DNA binding; DNA-binding transcription factor activity. The coding region runs from base 1 to 1404 and encodes 467 amino acids. The record is from RefSeq and is a predicted model, not a curated record. Lineage: Eukaryota; Metazoa; Arthropoda; Arachnida; Araneae; Araneidae. The transcript is spliced from 2 exons. Gene Ontology annotation, biological process: regulation of transcription by RNA polymerase II.
AUGCCUAUGAAUGCAGGUGUUAAAGAGACCCUGUUUGGACUGGAUUCAUCCCGAAGGUCGAUGGGACAACCUCUUAGUGUCUCCUUGCAUAAUGACACGGAUGAAGACUACGUGGCUCGAAUCGCUGAUCUCUGCAGUCUUGGCCCCAAUUUCCUUCAAGAAUUCGGCUUUGUUGUGGAUUUGCAAAGUGGUGUGAUGCAAAUAAAAGCCGAAGAAUCGCCUGUGUAUCUGGUCAAGCUACGUCGUCGCAAAAGGACCCUUCCCGCAAAGACAGAUGCGCUCUUCAGAAGUUCCUGUGUGGGGGACGGCGGACAAUUCUCGAGUGUUGAGAAUGGACCGGGAAAGGGUGGGCGUAUUCCCGUGAGAGCUCUGCCGACAAAGUUGAAUCCCUGGCUUUCAAGUGGACUCCAGUGGGCACUGUUGGACCUUCCUGAUAGUCGAUUGGUUCGAUGGAGGAAGUUCAAAAUGACCAACCGACCAUCCUGGCAAGAAUUCGUUCCAAAGAGUCAUGUUGCGAUAUCAUAUAAGAGGAAUUUGAAAGUACAUUUACGUCUGCAUAUGCAAGAGAAACCAUACAUAUGUGACAUUUGUAACAAACCCUUUUCGGAUAAGGCGAAUUGCAAAAGACAUUUAUGUACCCAUACUGGCAAGAAACCGUAUACAUGUGAGUUUUGUAACAAAUCCUUUUCGGAUCAGGUGACUUUCCAAAGACAUUUAUAUACGCAUACGGGGGAGAAACCAUAUGCAUGUGUAUUUUGUAAUAAAUUGUUUUCGAAUAGGAGGAAUUUAAAAGUACAUUUACGUACGCAUCCGGGAGAGAAACUGUUUACAUGCGAGUUAUGUAAAAAAACAUUUUACCACAGCCAGAAUUUAAAAGUACAUUUGCGGCUGCAUACAGGAAAGAAACCGCAUACUUGUGAUGUUUGUAAUAAAUCCUUUUCUUAUAAGGGGAAUUUCAAAAGACAUGUAUGGACGCAUAGUGGAGGGAAACCGUAUACAUGUGAAUUUUGUAACAAACCCUUUUCGGAUGUGGGGAAUUUGAAAAGACAUUUACGAACGCAUACGGGAGAAAAACCAUAUAUAUGUGAAUUUUGUAACAAAUCCUUUUCGGAUAAAGGGAUAACCCAAAGACAUUUACGGACGCAUACACAAGAGAAACUGUUUACUUGCGAAUUCUGCGAUAAAGCUUUUUCCCUGAUUGGGCGUUUAAAAGUACAUUUACGUCUGCAUACGGGAGAGAAACCGUAUACUUGUGACGUUUGUAAUAAACCCUUUUCAGAUAAAGGGAGUUGCAACAGACAUUUACGUACGCAUACGGGAGAGAAACCAUAUAUAUGUGAAUUUUGUAACAAACCCUUUUCGGAAAAUUGGCGUUUCAAAAGACAUUUACGUACGCAUACUUGA